Messenger RNA from Guyanagaster necrorhizus, 1491 nucleotides. RefSeq lists its product as uncharacterized. NCBI's taxonomy places the organism in Eukaryota, Fungi, Basidiomycota, Agaricomycetes, Agaricales, Physalacriaceae. The transcript has 14 exons. The record is from RefSeq and is a predicted model, not a curated record. The coding region runs from base 1 to 1491 and encodes 496 amino acids.
AUGCGUGUCCGGCAUGGCAUCCAUACGUGGAAUGGGUCAAUCAGAACUAUCGAUGUCUAUAGGCGACUUCUUCAUAAGCUUCACCUUCUUGAACGGCUCGCCCUUAUUCUAAUCGUCUACCAUACUUAUCUACUACUUGGACGCGCUCUCACACAAUGGAAAUACACAUGCGUCAACGACGUAGACAAUUUGGGAUUUUCUCGUGCUCCGGCCGAAAAGAUAAAGGGUACAGCUGUAAUCUGCGGUGGAAGUGACGAAGCGAAACGUGUGGAUUCCUGGAACCAGAAAAACAUCCGGUCUUGCGUUAUGCAGUGCGACUCCCUGCAAGGUGUCCAAGUAUUCGUGUACAGAGGCUGUUGCAAACUAUUCCGGGGAUUUGAGAGCAAAUGUAAAGCCUUGGAUAUAAAUGUUUGCCCGGAAUACGACGGAGACCUUCCUAAAACCGUGUUUGUCAGUCGUCGGGGUCUUGAGACUCUGAUUUGCCGUCUUGUACUCAGCGAUCGGUAUGAGAAUAUCAAGCAAAUAACUGGGACUGCAACUGGAGUAUCCAGCAGCUGCUUUAAUUCUCAAUACCUCGAUCAAGUAACGAUCCGGACAGGCCGGGGCAUACGAACUGUCCAAGCCUCUAUGGUCACGCGGGUAAGUGAUAUCCCCGGCCCAAUUUCACAAGCGGCUGACCCGACAUCAUUCUCAGAUUGCACAGGUCCUGCAUGUGCUGGUAUUAAAUGGCUGAGGCGAGAAGGAUUCGGGAUAGCGGCUGAGUAUCCGAGACGAAAACUUCCCCUUGACGAGCUCAAAAUCGCAUACGACCAGAAGAUUCACUAUUCGACGCUUCAUUUCCAUGUCCCGAAGGAAAAUUGCACAACGGAUUAUACUGUCGACCAUCGAAGCAUAUACACACAACGCGUCGAGGGUAAUUUUAUCAAAGUAUACUGUGGUGCCUGGGGUGAUAUGGACCCGCCUCAAACUGUUGGAAGUCAAGCACUAUACGAAAUCGCGUCCGCAUUCGUGAGUCAUGCCGCACCGAUAACUUACACGCGAUUUGAAUACGCAGUCAACUUGCCAUCCAAUUGGGUGGCCAUUGGCGACAGUGUGACGAGGGUGAACCCUGUCUUUGGACAAAGUUGUACAAAAGCUCUUUUAGGCGCAGUAUGUCUGAAUACAAUGCUUGUAGGCGUUAAGACGACCGUUGCGCUUCCUCAAAAUUUCUCUAAGAUGUUCUUCGAAACACAAGGCGCUAAAAUCGCUCCUCUCUGGACCGACGUGAAGGCCGAAGAUUACGGAUACGAGACGACCAUCCCUGUUCCUGAGAGUACCUAUCAAAGGGGUAAUUCCCCCGGUGAUAUAUUAGGAGGCUCCACAUCGUCGCAUUCACGGACAAGCAGGCCGUUGGGGUUGGUGCUGAAGAUUGCAUGGAAUUCAUUAGAGAUCAUUGGGCUUGACAGAUACGAGUAUUCUGUGAUCUUGGUGGCGGAGGAUUGGGUUAAAUAA